This is a messenger RNA of Podospora pseudocomata, 2730 nucleotides long. It is a transcript of the gene pso2, whose product is annotated as DNA cross-link repair protein PSO2/SNM1. The coding region runs from base 1 to 2730 and encodes 909 amino acids. The record is from RefSeq and is a predicted model, not a curated record. The transcript has a single exon. Gene Ontology annotation, biological process: double-strand break repair via nonhomologous end joining; interstrand cross-link repair. Gene Ontology annotation, molecular function: damaged DNA binding; 5'-3' DNA exonuclease activity. Lineage: Eukaryota; Fungi; Ascomycota; Sordariomycetes; Sordariales; Podosporaceae.
AUGGCUCCCGCAAGAAUAUCAAAAGCCAAGCCAAAGACGGCGGCGACACCGAAGCCGAAAUUGAAGCAAAAAACGAUCACACCGAAUAAACCGCCUGGGGCGCGGAUGAAGGUGCAGCCUGUGACGAAAGCGCCGAAGGUGAAGACGAAGCCGAAUGCGAGCAUUUUGAGUUAUUUUAAGAAGACGGAGGAUGAGGACUUGUUUAUGGGGGGGGUGGAAGGGGAGGUAGGGGAGGGGGGAGAAGUGGACGAGGAAGAUAUGUACGGGGCGGAUGAUUACGUCAAGAGGCCCGUGGAGGAGGAGGGGGAAGGGGAGAGAUAUAAUGAGAAUGGGGGGUCGGUUAAGAAGAGGAGGUUGAGUUUCGGUUUGCAUGAGGGUGGGGAGGAAUCGAGGGCGGUUUCAGUGGAUGCCGAGUCGACGACAGUCAAAAAGGAGCAGAACGAGCCGAGGAAGCCACCUGCGAAGAAGAAGGUUCCAAAUCCAUUUUUGGACGACUCCUCUUCUGACGAGGACGGGGAUGAAAACGAAACGAGCAAUGAUGACGACUCGACGACUCCAUCAAGGGUGAGACCUACCCUUGCGUCUGCAGACCCCGCAGAAAAUGUUUGCGAGACUACUACCGGCGACAGACUUACCAACGGGACCAGGAUAACAGAUAGGGAUGACGAAGAUCAAGAUCAAGAAGUGAAGGGCAAGGUGCCGCUGCUGCGACAUGAGACCUCCGGAGCGAAUUUGACAUCGAAUGAAGGACCUGCAGAAGAGGAGCCAAUCGAUGAGUUAGGCGAAGAGGAAUUCGACGAGGAUAUCACCGGCGAAGAACUCCAAGCUAUGCGGGACAUGGAAGAGCAAGCCAUGCUGGAGGGUUAUGAAGAGUUUGGUAUGGACAGACGUACUGAUGAAGAGAUGAUGGAAGCAUGUCCAAUAUGCGGGGGCAGUUUGGCGGGUGCGUCAGAGCAGGUGGCUUCGGAGCAUGUCAAUGCCUGUCUGGAUGGGAAUCCGACGCCGCUACCGCAGCCCAAGCCACCAGCGGCACUCGAAGAGAAUAAAGAGAUCGAUGGUGCUGAGGUGGGAAAGAGGUUUGCGAAAGCGGCUGUGCCUAGACCAGGACAGGCGAAUCCUAUCAGUUUCGGUGAGAAGACUUCAGCUGGCAGCUCGGGCUCAGCAUUUGCUAAGCUCAUGUCUGGACAUGCUGAGGAUACCGCUUGGGCAGCGGCUGCUGCGGCAGAGAACGCCUCGAGAGGAAUGCCGGCGUAUAAGCGGACUUGUCCGUUUUACAAGAUUAUGCCUGGGUUCUCGAUUUGUGUUGAUGCCUUCAGGUAUGGUGCUGUGGAGGGCUGCAAGGCCUACUUUCUCAGUCACUUUCACAGUGAUCACUACAUUGGCCUCACGGCGAACUGGACUCACGGCCCGAUUUAUUGCAGCAAAGUAACGGGGUCACUCGUCAAGACACAGCUAAAGACAGCGGCUAAAUAUGUCGUUGAGCUUGAGUUUGACAAAACCGUUCCAGUCCCGCACACAAAGGGGGUCACAGUAACAAUGAUCCCCGCCAACCAUUGCCCCGGUAGCUCUCUAUUCUUGUUUGAGAAGGCCAUGGGAGGAGGCAAGACACAUCGGAUCUUGCACUGUGGGGAUUUCCGAGCCUGUCAAGCUCACCUUGAGCACCCUCACCUCCGCCCAGAGACAAUUGACGCCGUAACAGGCAAGACAAAGCACCAGAAAAUUGACGUCUGUUAUCUAGACACCACCUAUCUCAACCCAAAAUACUCCUUCCCUCCGCAAAAAGACGUCAUCGCCACCUGCGCAGAGAUGUCGUCCCUCCUCAACCAAGCCCUCAUCUCCAACGACGACAAAGAAUGGGACUCCCUCCUCCGUCGCCGAGAAGGCGGCACUCCAUCCACCUCAGUCAGCAAGUUCUUCACCACCACCACAAAUGACCCCCCACCACCACCUUCUAAACCACCUACUCCCACUGCCCCCCUGAACGCAUUCACCGCCCUCUCAGGCAACCCCCAACCCUCCCAGAGAAACCGCCUCCUCAUCCUUUGCGGCACCUACUCCAUAGGCAAAGAGCGCAUCUGCGUCGGCAUCGCCCUCGCUCUCGAAUCCAAAAUCUACGCCUCGCCUUACAAACUCAAAAUCGUGAACCAACUCGACGACCCAGAGCUCAUCUCCCUCCUUACUCCCAACCCCCAAGAGGCGCAAGUCCAUCUCGCCUCGCUGUCUGACCUCAACAAGGAGAAUCUCAUCUCUUACCUCGAGGAAAAUCGCCGGUUUGGAUUCUCCCGGAUUGUAGGGUUCAAGCCCUCGGGGUGGAACUACCGCCCCCCGAGUUUGAAGAGCCUAAACAUCAAGGCGGAUAUGGCCCCGGGUAGCGUACCGAUGGAACAGCUCUUGUAUGGAAAGGCGUGGAGGAGUAGGUUUCGCAAGGCGGAUUUGAUACCCAUGAGGGGAAGCACCAAAGAGGGAGUGUUAUUGGGGGUGCCGUAUAGCGAGCAUUCUAGCUUUAGGGAGUUGGCGAUUUUUGUGAUGGGUUUGAGGAUCGGGAGGGUGGUGCCGACAGUGAAUGUGGGGAGCGAACAGAGCAGGAAACGGAUGAAGGGGUGGAUUGAUCGGUGGAUUGUGGAGAGGGGGAGGUUGAAGGGCGGACGGCUGGAGGUGAAGGAGGGUGUAGAUGGGAGAGAGGAGGAGGAGGAGGAGGAGGAGGAGGAGGAGGGGGUGGUGUAUUGGUGA